Molecule: messenger RNA, 2105 nt
Organism: Heteronotia binoei (common prickly gecko)
Lineage: Eukaryota; Metazoa; Chordata; Lepidosauria; Squamata; Gekkonidae
Gene: RBCK1
Product: RANBP2-type and C3HC4-type zinc finger containing 1
Exons: 12
Coding region: 38-1618 (526 amino acids)
Biological process (GO): proteasome-mediated ubiquitin-dependent protein catabolic process; protein linear polyubiquitination; positive regulation of canonical NF-kappaB signal transduction
Cellular component (GO): LUBAC complex
Molecular function (GO): ubiquitin-protein transferase activity; ubiquitin binding
Source: RefSeq, a predicted model, not a curated record
UUCUGUUUUAAGGAGCCUCUGGAUUUUGCGGCUUUGGAUGAGGCUGGCCGGGACAGUGUUUAUGGAGGAGGCAACCAAAAAAGGAGAGCAGCAGGCCCUGAAGCUGGCAGCAGCCAUCCGAGGAGGGGAUGAGAAAACUGCCCAGCGGUGUGCCCUCUGGCUGGCGGAACAACGAAUCCCGCUCGCGGUGCAGGUGAAGAAGGAGGUUGACCCCCAGCAAGACAUCAGACUGUGGGUGGGCGUGGAAGAUGCCCACAUGAGCACCGUUCCCAUCUUCCUGAAAGUCCGACCUUGCAUGACCUUGGCGUCCCUCAAAGACAUGGUCUUCCUCCACUAUGGUUUCCCUCCCAGCGUUCAGCAGUGGGUGGUGGGCCAGAGGCUGCCUCGAGACCACGAGACCCUUCAGUACCACGGCAUCCAGAGGGACGGCGACGUGGCUUACCUCUACCUCCGGUCUGCCAAGGCAGCCAAGCUCCGCAAAGACACCUUCCAACGGGAGUUGGAGCGCAGGCAGCUGGAAGAGUUAGGCAUUGAGGAGAGUUCCCUGUUGCCACGGGGCUCUGCGGAAACAGCUCCCGCCCCUACUCCAAGAGUCCCUUCAGCGGUCUUGGAUGCUGACGAGCACAUGGAAGAUCCAGCUGCGCCGCUCCCUGCCCACAUCCCGAAGGCGGGUUGGGAGUGCCCGAUCUGCACUUUCGUCAACAAGCCCACCUGGCCAGGCUGCGAGAUGUGCUGCACCGAGAGGCCCGAGGAUUAUGUCAUGCCGGACGGCUAUCAGCCGGACAAAGAGGAGGUGGUGCGGCUGCAGAAGGAGGAGGACGCCUUGCGGCAGUACGAGCAGGCCAAAGAGAAGCGGAAACGCGACAACUACCAGCAGCUCCUGCAGCUGGAUGGGCAGAGCCUGGUGCUGUCUGAGGCUGCGGUGGAUUGCCCCAUCUGUUUUGGGACCUUGGAGCCCGGGGAGGGUGUGACCCUGCGCGAGUGCCUGCACUCCUUCUGCAAGGACUGCUUGAAAGGGACCAUCCUCAACAGUCAAGAGCCGGAAGUCCGUUGCCCCUACAUCGACCAGAAGUACUCCUGCCCAGGGCAGCUGCUGGAACGGGAGAUCAAAGCGCUCCUGAGCCCGGCAGAAUACCAGCGCUUCCUGGACUUGGGCAUCUCGGUGGCAGAGAAUCGUAGCCGCUGCAGCUACCACUGCAAGACGACAGACUGCCGGGGCUGGUGCUUCUUCGAGGACGACGUGAACGAGUUUCCGUGCCCCGUGUGUCUGAAAGUGAACUGUCUCCUUUGCAAGGCAAUUCACGAAAACAUGAACUGCAAAGAGUACCAAGACGAUCUCAAAAUCCGCGCCGAGAACGACCAGGCAGCCCGGCAGACCACAGAGAUGUUAAUGAAAAUGGUGGAGAAAGGGGACGCCAUGUACUGCCCAGUCUGCCAGAUCAUUAUCCAGAAGAAAGACGGCUGCGAUUGGAUCCUGUGCACGAUGUGUCGCACUGAGAUCUGCUGGGUGACCAAAGGCCCACGCUGGGGGCCAGCGGGCUCUGGUGAUACCAGCGGGGGCUGCCGUUGCAGGCUGAAUGGAGCCGCGUGUCACCCCAAUUGCCACAACUGUCAUUGAGCGCGAGGGAAAAAGAGACCGCUGAACUCCAGGCUACCUAGCUUGGUGGGACAAAGGCCGGCUCAGACCUCUGGGCUCACCCCCAUCGAAGCCUUAAGAGACGGCAGCAGAGUCCUUCUCUGUGGACGGACGGAUUUCAAGCAUUUCAGCUCAGGAGGGAGGCUCCGGGAGGCUCGCUUCCGCCUUGAGGGAUGUCGCGCUCCGGUUGCAACGAAAGCUUCUCGUGACAGCUGGCUCGAAAGGAGGCUGGGGCUUCUGGCUUCUUCCCCCUCCUCACCUAAGCAGCAUUAUGUUUUGCAUCGCUUCAAGCCCUGGCAACUGAGAGUGCGGAGGGCUGGACGGUCGGCUGUGGCUCCAGUACGGAGAUUUGGCCUCACCCUACGCCGUGCGUUAAGCAUCAGCCUUCUUGGUUCCGGCUUCACUACAGAACACGCUGGCCCCACCCAGAUCUUUCCACGUUUUCUUCGAAUAAACGGGUAUUGCGUCA